Molecule: messenger RNA, 234 nt
Organism: Monoraphidium neglectum
Lineage: Eukaryota; Viridiplantae; Chlorophyta; Chlorophyceae; Sphaeropleales; Selenastraceae
Exons: 3
Coding region: 1-234 (77 amino acids)
Biological process (GO): proton transmembrane transport
Cellular component (GO): membrane
Molecular function (GO): sodium:proton antiporter activity
Source: RefSeq, a predicted model, not a curated record
AUGGUGCUGUCGGUGCUGCUGCUGGUGGCUCGCGCGGCCAUCGUGGUGCCCUUCUCGCUCGUCCACAACAUGAUGCCGCACAGCGAGAAGCUGACGCGCCGUGACAUCAUCAUCGUUUGGUGGAGUGGCCUGAUGCGUGGCGCUGUGUCUGUGGCCCUGGUGUACCUCCACUUUGACCGCAUGGACCAGGCGGGUGGCGCAGAGGAGGGGUUUGGCACCAGCAUGGGACGAUAA